This is a messenger RNA of Thamnophis elegans (Western terrestrial garter snake), 3417 nucleotides long. RefSeq names its product insulin like growth factor binding protein 6 (gene IGFBP6). NCBI's taxonomy places the organism in Eukaryota, Metazoa, Chordata, Lepidosauria, Squamata, Natricidae. Gene Ontology annotation, molecular function: fibronectin binding; insulin-like growth factor II binding; insulin-like growth factor I binding. The transcript is spliced from 4 exons. Bases 741 to 1505 code for a protein of 254 amino acids. Gene Ontology annotation, biological process: regulation of insulin-like growth factor receptor signaling pathway. Gene Ontology annotation, cellular component: extracellular region. The record is from RefSeq and is a predicted model, not a curated record.
AACCUUUAUUUACUUAUGAAUAAAAACCCACCGCACUGCAAACUGCGUUCUUGAUCCGGCCACGCAACGAGGGUUGAACAAGCCGCUAUACAGAAUCGUUACCUACGAUGCACAUGAUCACAGUUUACUAAUAAGUUCUGAAAAAGUUGAGUUGGGGGGGGGGGUCCUCUCGGUUUCAAAAAAAGCACGUUUGGGGAGACAACGGCAUCACGAUCACUUCCCAGCACCGCCACACACAGACCACAACUCCGAGAAGUAGGGACGAUCGGGCAGAGUUUUUGAAUCGUGGGGAGGAGGGGUCUCUGUUCUUUACACCGCCGUUUUUUAUGGUAUCCCUGCCUUGCUUUCAACGGAUCAUCCCGAAGUCCAGCCCGGUGUGUGUGUCACAAAAUCCUACAUCCCAGGAACGACGUUGCACGACAACAAGGCAGUUCUUCGUCCGGUGCAGCCCCACUCGGCGCGCCUCCACCGAAAACUAACGCUUUUUUUGAACUCCACGGGAGUGGAUCUCCUCCUUGCUGGAAUCGGUCGGGUUGCUCCCUUUCCGAGGAGCAGUCGAGGGAAAGGCUGGUCGGCUUUUGGCAGCCCGCAGCCACACCCUGCCGGCUGGCGGCCGUCCAACCGGGCUGGCUACACCUGGCGCGGAAGGAGGCCGGCGAGCCGUGGGCAGGAGGCGGCAUUUAAAGACGCGCGCAGCUGCAGCGCGCUUGUUUCCGAACGCUCAGCCCGGUCGGUGCACGAUGCUCUUCGCUCGCUGCCUGCGGACGGCGCUCUUGCUUUUGCUGGCCCCGACGACGGCAUGCGGGGCGGCCGUAGCCGCACGGGAGCCCGACGGCGACAUCGGGCCCGUUUGUCCUUCUUCUUCUCCGGCCGGCUGCGAUUCCCCCGAGAGCGACCGUAAAGCGACUUGCGACGACGAGAAAGCCUGCCGAGUCCGGGAGGAGGGCGAAUCCUGCGGCGUCUAUACGCCCAGCUGCGCCCUCGGGCUGCGCUGCGUCCCUCGGCCAGGCGAGCGCACGCCUUUGCAAGCCCUGUUGCGCGGGAAGGGCGUCUGCUCGGCCCCGCAGCCCAAGAAAGGGGGCGGCAAGAACCAGACGGAGAUCCUGGAGCUCGUUGCAGGUGAUGGCAGAAGGGAAAAUUACCAGACAGAUAAUCCAACUCUGGAACCUCUCCUCCUUCAGAUCCAAGACCCUUUGCCAGAUGUCACGGUGGACAAAUCCCAGCUACAACAGGGCCCCCUAAAUAAUGGUAUUAAACAGGAAUUGGAUAUGGGUCCCUGCCGCAGCCAUUUGGCAGCCAUCUUGCAGGAGCUGAAAGCCCCCCUCUACAUGAACGCCGAAGAUAUCUUCAUUCCCAAUUGUGACACCAAAGGCUUUUAUAGGCGGAAACAGUGCCGGACCUCCAAAGGUCAGAAGAGAGGCCGAUGCUGGUGUGUGGAUAAGAGAGGCCAUCGAUUGGAGGGGCUGGAAGAGAGCCCCCUCUGCCUGCUUGCUAACAAUGACUGAGGGAUGCAGAAAAACCGGACACCACCAGGGUCCAGCAGCAGAAUUCUUGACUGAGGGGACUCGUCUUAUUAGAACAGUCCUGGAAAAUCUUUGCUUGUAAUUUAUUGCACAGUUGUUGCCUUGUUGGGAUCCUGCCUUCCCUGCGAUAACUUUCUUACGGUGUCUAAUAAUACUCUACAAAAGACUGCUCAGAGAAAUAGCAGACUGGGGUCUUGUACUUGCAUGACCAAAGAGGGGUGUUGAAUAAGCUACCGGUAGUUGCAUUAAAGCAAUAAUGCUGGCACUUGAAUCAAUUCUCUUAUACCAGUAAAGAUGCUUACAAGGAACAAGAAUAGCCAGUUCCUGGAGGUGCUGUAUGUAUACUUGGUAUACCUUCUAUAAAUUGUGUAGGGAGAUCAGGAUUUAUCUUAUACAUGCUACCAAAUAGAUGUGGAAGGGGUUUUAAUAGCACAAUUAUAGUACUCAUUAAGGGUGAUGUAGAGGAAGUAAAAUUUGCCCAAGUUUUUAAUGGCCAACAUCUACAAUGUACGCAAGAAAAUGAAAGUGGUACAGAUACUGGAACUGAGAUGUAUGGAAGUUUUAGAUGUAGCUUUAAUGUUUUUCGCACUCUCCCUUCUGUUUUGUUUCAUGGCUCUCCUCAGCAUAUCCUUUUAAAGUUAUCUGAAAUGACAGGAAAACCUGAAGCUGCCUUCCACGCAGAAAAGCAGUGGAUGAUGGAUUAUCCCUAUUUGCCAUAACGUGCUUUAAUUUAAUAUGUUUAAACAGAUAGGUCUCUAGUUCUAUGUUUUACUAUACGUUUGGUUUCAAUAAAUUGGAUGAUUAUGCCAUUUUAAUGAUUUGAUGAUACUUUAAAUCCCUGAUGCGAGGAAGCGAAAAUUACUUCUUUUGGAGAGAGCUUUUUUAAAACACCGGGUUGCAUUCAAAAUUUAAUUUUCACUGGCAAGUGGAAUUAAUAGUUCUUUGUAACUUGACAGAUUGCUUACUUAUAAAACAUGAAGUAUCUGGUUAAUAAUUGAGGUGUUUUAUUUACUUCUAAAUGAGCUCUUUAAGAGGCUAGCAGUGUCAAGUGUUUUGCUGGGUAGAGAUGUGAAAACAAAGUUAGUGUAGAAAGAUGGAAAACAAAGGCCCAAAUUAUGCAGCUGGUAAGAAGGGCAUGGAUGUUGUCUUACAGAUCAGCACAAUGGAUCUGGCUUCCUGUAUGUAAACAAAGCAUUUGUUGUAUCAGUCUCCUGGAUGCUAGAAAAUUUUCAUCUUAAUAGUCAUAGUCACCACAAGUAUUUAGAAUACAUGAUUUGUGUGUAGGAGGGGGGGAAAUCUAGCCCAUUUGACAGGAUAAAAUUACUGGAAUAUUGGGCAAUAAUGUUGGACAAUAAAUUACACAAUUGUAAUGAAUUGGAAAGCUUGCCUAAAAUGGAAAAAAGGUCUGUCUCACAGCUUUGCUUCUGACAGGGUUCAUAAGUUAACCUAUGGUUUAUAAAUCAUAGUGGCUACUGUCACAACUAGCAAACCAAACCACAUUAUAAUGAACAUGUAACCAUUAUUCUCUUUGGUUCUCUCCCAUCCGUUUUAGAUAAGACUGCUCUUUCUUUCUUGUACUUAAAGAAACAAAAUGCAAUAUAUGACCAUUUGAUUCUUGUUGUAGCAUUACGGUGCAAUUCUGAUGUUAUAAUUUUGGGCUGGUUUAUACAGGAGCAUCUAGACAGGCCUACAUCCAUGUUGAACUGAAACUAUAAGAUCAAAUUAAGUGACAAAUGACACAGCAUAUGUGAAUGUGAUGUGAAUCAUAGGACGUUUUACUGAAAGCAAGACUUUUAACCUUUUAAUAUUUUAAAUGUGAAAUUUAUAAUAACUGCUCAAGCACAAAAGUUGGGAAGUCAGACUGCUGUUGAUGAUUAAAGAUAUAGUAAGUGGA